Messenger RNA from Blepharisma stoltei, 1328 nucleotides. NCBI's taxonomy places the organism in Eukaryota, Ciliophora, Heterotrichea, Heterotrichida, Blepharismidae. The record is from the annotation of a GenBank genome assembly.
AUGGGAUGCUGCUUUUCGUCAGAUCAAGAAGAUCGCUCAAAAAAACCAUUAGUAAAAGGCGACCCAAGUAGCAUAAUGACUCAAUAUUCUUCUACCUCACAGCUAACCCCUGACGACUUUAAAGCCGUUAAAGUCCUAGGCAAAGGAUCAUUCGGCAAAGUUCUCCUCGUAAUAAAAAAAGGCACAGAAAACUAUUACGCAAUGAAAAUCUUAAAGAAAAAAGCUAUAGAAGCCCGGAAGCAGCGCACACAUACAUUAAAUGAGAAAAGGAUAAUGCAAAAAUCAAAUUGCCCUUUUAUUGUCCAAUUGAAAUAUUCAUUUCAAACAAAAGAUAAGCUAUAUAUGGUCAUGGAAUUUAUGAAAGGUGGAGAACUUUUCUUUCAUCUGAAAAAAAGUGGGAAAUUUACUAAUACCCCCCUUGGUGAGUAGGAAAAUCCUAUUUUUAGGAAAUAUCAAUUUAAAAUAUUUAUUUAAGGCCCCUUUAUAAUUAAUAAUCAAUAAUUAUUAAAUUAUGGAUCAUCAAGAGAUAAUAAAUCCCUGUAAAAAAAUUUUUUUACAUAGGAAAGAGUGAGGAAAGGGCAAGGUUUUAUGCAGCAGAAAUUUUAUUGGCAUUCGAGUAUUUGCAUAAUAUUGGAGUUAUUUAUCGAGAUUUAAAGCCAGAAAAUAUAUAGUGAAUUGCUAUGUAAAUAGGAAUUGGUUUAUAAAUUUAAUUAAUUUUCAGCAGAAAUGGCAUACUAAUUGAUGACGAUGGCCACAUAAAAAUCACUGAUUUUGGGCUGAGUAAGCUUGGAAUCUCAGAGUCAAACCCUAAAGCAUUCACAUUUUGUGGGACACCAGAAUAUCUAGCUCCUGAAAUCCUCAAAAACCAAGGCCACGACAAAAAGGUUGAUUUCUGAAGCUUAGGCGCUGUUUUAUAUGAAAUGAUUUCAGGAGCUCCACCUUUUUAUUCAAAAAACCGCAACGAAAUGUAUAAAAACGUGCUAAAUAAGCCAGUAGAAAUGAAGCCAAAUUUUUCGAAUGAGCUCAGCGAUUUUUUAACGAAACUUUUACAAAUUAUUCCAGAAAAAAGGCUUUCUGAUAUGGCAGAAAUCAAAAAACAUCAGUUUUUUCAUGGGCUGGACUGGGAAGCAUUAUCGAAAAAGCGAAUAGAGCCUCCAUUUAAGCCAAGAAUUUCAAGCAGCACAGAUUUGAGGAAUUUUGAUCCACAGUUUACGACAGAGCCUAUAGUAGAAUCUUGUGAUUCCACAGUAUCUCAAGAUGGGCUUAUAAAUCCAUACCCAGAUUUCACCUAUAUAGGGCACGAUGAUAUUUUAAGCACUGAAGAAUAA